This is a messenger RNA of Glycine soja, 2733 nucleotides long. RefSeq names its product phosphatidylinositol/phosphatidylcholine transfer protein SFH9-like. NCBI's taxonomy places the organism in Eukaryota, Viridiplantae, Streptophyta, Magnoliopsida, Fabales, Fabaceae. The coding region runs from base 433 to 2217 and encodes 594 amino acids. The record is from RefSeq and is a predicted model, not a curated record. The transcript has 15 exons.
ACUCCUCUUUCCUUUCUCACGCCCGUAUUCUAAAUCAUCAGCACCCGAUCCCUCCUCCAUCCCGUCCUUCCGUUAAUAAACGGCACUAUCAGACUUCCACCAACAGAAAAAACCAAACAGCCGCCGUUAGCGCUAGAGUAGCAUUCGCAGAACAGAAGCGGCCGUUGCACGCCACUCCUAACGCUUUUGAUAACGACUUGCCUCUCUCUCUUUGUCCCCUCGUUUGUUCCUACGUUUCUCUCUCUCUCUCUCUCUCUCUCUCUCUCUAUGCGUGUCUCUGUCUGCGGCUCCGUACGGGUUUCGGUACGAAGAGAGGGGGGCGCCAUUUUUCGAUCUCACACAGAAAGCGAUACCCAUUUUGCUCUUUUCCUCUCUCGCUCUUGUUUCGAUUAGGAGGCAAUCUAGGUGGAAAUUACUUGCGUCUUGAAUAGAAUGCCAGGAGAAGAAGUAUUAGCUCAAGAAGAUGAGAGGGGUAGAUGUUUUGAGCCCGAAAUCUCUGAGGAUGAGUGGCGGAAGUCUCGAGCUAGAUCUCUUAGGAGAAAAGCAAUGACUGCUUCAACCAGACUCACUUAUAGUCUCAGGAAGCGUAAUACACGUGUAGCAGAUAGUGACUUUGCUUCAAUUUUCAUAGAAGAUGUCCGUGAUGCUAACGAGGAAAAAGCUGUGAAUUCAUUUCGUCAGGUGCUACUUACAAGAGAUCUGCUUCCAGAUUCCCAUGAUGAUUAUCAUAAAAUGCUGAGGUUUCUGAAAGCCAGAAAGUUCGACAUUGAUAAAACAGUCCAGAUGUGGGCAGAUAUGCUCCAUUGGAGGAAGGAGUAUGGAGUAGAUUGUAUUUUACAGGACUUCGUAUAUAAGGAGUAUGAAGAGGUACAAUGCUAUUAUCCUCAUGGUUACCAUGGUGUGGACAAAGAGGGCCGGCCGGUUUAUAUUGAAAGACUUGGCAAAGUUGAACCCAGCAAAUUGAUGAAUGUCACGACAGUAGAUCGAUUUUUAAAAUAUCAUGUUCAGGGAUUUGAGAAAAUGUUUAAAGAGAAAUUCCCAGCAUGUUCUAUUGCAGCGAAGAGGCAUAUAGAUAAAACAACAACAAUACUUGAUGUGCAUGGAGUGAAUUGGGUGAGCUUUAGCAAAGUUGCACAUGAUCUUGUUAUGCGCAUGCAAAAAAUUGAUGGUGAUAACUACCCUGAGACAUUAAACCAGAUGUUCAUUGUUAAUGCUGGUAGUGGGUUCAAGCUACUAUGGAAUACUGCAAAAGGUUUUCUUGAUCCAAGGACCACAGCCAAAAUACAUGUUUUAGGCAACAAGUUUCAGAGCAGACUGUUAGAGAUUAUUGACUCAAGCCAACUUCCAGAUUUCCUCGGCGGCAGUUGUUCGUGCCCAAAUGAUGGAGGGUGUCUUAGAUCUAAUAAGGGACCUUGGAAUGAUCCUGACAUUUUGAAACUGUUGCAUUCUAGGGAAGCAAUGAAGCUAACAAAGUUUGGAAGUUCUUCUGUUGCUGAUGUGGUAGAUGUGAAGUCAUACGCCAGCAAGGUUACAAGCACUGAAAUAUCUGAACCUCUAUCAGCGUCAGCAGUAAGAUUGCAUCCUUCAGCCUUCGUACAAUCUGUUCCUUCUAGUGAAAAAAAAAGGAUGAGAGACUCUGCACCUACCGGCAACGAACUUGAGCCUGUAAAUGCUGCCAGAGAAGUUGUUGGGGAUGUUGAUUCAACAAGUGAUUCAAGCAAUAAUUAUCUCAGAAGACUACUGGAGAAGCCAAUUCCAUAUAUCACAAGUAUUUUGGCUCAAAUCACAGUCAAAUUGUUAACUUGUAUUUAUUUAGUAUUUGUGGCAUUGGGGAAAUUUUUUGUGGUUCACUCUGUAGACAACCAACCAAGAAGCCAUGGGCAAACAGAAUCGGCACAAUCCAAUUCACAGGAACAAUUAAUAACUCCGGCAAUAAAAGAGCCUCUUUGGCAAAGAUUGCAGAAUUUAGAGGCAGUGGUAACUGAGAUGGCCAAUAAACCUAAAACAAUUCCUCCUGAAAAAGAGGAUAUUCUUCAAGAGUCAUUGAGUCGUAUAAAAUGUAUAGAAUAUGACUUGCAAAAAACAAAGAAGGCCCUGCUAGCAACUGCUUCAAAGCAAGUUGAGCUUGCCAAGUCAUUGGAAAGCCUAAAGGAUAGUAAAUUUGACGGAACAAACUCAUGUUGGCCUAAAAAUAGAAGUUAUGCCCCAGGACGAUGAGCAUCCCUCUUUUCAGCAUCAGUUUGCAGUCUAUUGUUUUUGAUACUCUACAGCUGAAUUACUACCAGAGCUAAAAAACUUCUAUUGGCUUAUUUAAAGGAAUUACUCUCAUUCUCAUAGGUGACUUUUCCUUCUAUUUAUAUAAACACAAAUUUAUACUCUCUGACUCCCUGAAAGAAGCAGUGGUAUCUUGUAAUAUCCAUUUCUUUUCAGGCUUGAGGAAUGGGCUAUGGGAAGUGCAUAGCCCCAAUGUAUAGAAGGCAACAAUAAUUUUUUAUGAAGAUUCUGGACUCCAAAUAUUCCUUUUAAAUGUAUAACUGUGUUAACCACAUUUAUUUUCUUAUUGGCUUUUCUGUACAGAGGACAUAUAUACAAAGUAUGCUACUCAAAUUCAGAUGUAUUUUAAUACCAGUUGCAUAUAUGCCGAAAAGACAUUUUCUGUAAUACAUUGUAACAAAUAGCGAGCGCUUAAUAGUAAAUUUUGGAUUUUACUAGAGGACGUGCUCUCUCCUGAAA